This is a messenger RNA of Limulus polyphemus (Atlantic horseshoe crab), 4533 nucleotides long. Its product is annotated as patched domain-containing protein 3-like. The record is from RefSeq and is a predicted model, not a curated record. The coding region runs from base 432 to 3590 and encodes 1052 amino acids. NCBI's taxonomy places the organism in Eukaryota, Metazoa, Arthropoda, Merostomata, Xiphosura, Limulidae. Gene Ontology annotation, cellular component: membrane. The transcript is spliced from 4 exons.
CGAGGCAGUACGCAUGCUUGAGAGUACGCUACAGAUCAAUGUCUGAGUUUCAAUAAUGGGCGUUCCACAAAGUAAAAUUUUCGGCCUACUGAUCUUGUACGUCACGUCCGAAUAUUAUUUAGCUGAACAAAUACAGUUCAUCCAAAGCAUACAUUUUAACAGAGAAAAGUCGGUAUUUACCAGCUUUCAACUACCGCGAAUAGUCGAAACAUUUUGUCGAGGAAACUAUUUGUUAACAAACUAUGGACUGCUGUGUUUUAGAUUUAAAAAAAAAGACUGAUGAUCAUUAAUGUAGAAUGACGAUAAUUGGCUUGAAGCAACUUUUUUCUACACCCAACGUAUUUUGUAAAUAACUUGCAUUUUUAAAAUAGCCAUUACGUUUUUCAUUGAAGUUGUACCAGAUCUAUAGCGUAAUAUUUAUUGUUCAGAUAAUGAAGCUUGACUGUGUGGAUAGAGUAACAUCGAAGAUAUUUAUGAAACUAGGCCACAGAAUCGGUCGUUCUCCUGGGUAUUUUAUCAUUGUUCCGCUUCUAGUGGCAGCAUUAUUUAGCACCGGUAUUCAGCGGAUCAACUACCAGGAUAACCCUGAGUACUUGUUCAGCCCGAGGGAUGGACGAUCCAGGAGUGAGAGAAAGACAGUGGAGAAGUAUUUUCACGUAAGAACAUCAGAAAACUUUGACCUUGGCCGACUAACGAGACCUAGUCGUUUAGGUCGUUUAAUCGUGGUUGCAAAGGAUGGUGGUUCAAUUUUAACAAAGGCAGUUUUUAAGGAACUUGCCCAUCUUGAUGACAUCAUACAAAAUUUGAACAUUACUUGGGAAGAGGAGACUUACACUUAUAAGGAUAUGUGUGCAAAAGUUGAGAGAAAUAGUUGUUUUGAAAAUGAUAUCUUAGACUUUAAGGAAAAAAUUAAAGACAUAGAAGAAGGACGACAGUUACUACAGUACCCAGUAAUGAUCAACAAGGUCACUCAGAAGCGAUAUAACAUGGCAGCUUUUCUUGGUGGAGUCCAAACGGACGAACUGGGCUUUGUUGAACAAGCUUUCGCUUUUAACCUUUUUUAUCCUCUUGACACUGAUAUUAAGAAUGGACAAGCAAGAUCAAAACUCUGGGAACAAAUUUUUUUGCAAACGCUAGAGGACCUUCAACUGGAAGAGAUUACCUUUGGUUACUUUGUAUCAGAUACUCUUGAGAGUGAGCUCGAAAAGAAUACUCAAAGUGUUAAACCAUAUUUUAUUGUUACUUUCGUAAUCAUGAUUGUAUUCUCCAUCUUGGCUUGUGUAACGUUCGAUUCGGUACGGAGUAAACCGUGGUUAGGUGUAUUAGGUUGUUUCUCAACGUGUAUGUCUUUGUCAGCGGCGUUUGGCUUGGUCAUUUAUUGUGGACUGGACUUUAUCGGAAUCAAUUUAGCAGCACCUUUUCUCAUGUUAGGAAUUGGUAUGGAUGACACCUUUGUUCUACUAGCUGCAUGGCGGCGCACUAAUCCGAAAAAUUCUGUAGAAGACAGAAUGGGUGAAACAUAUGCAGAAGCAGCUGUCUCUAUUACAAUAACGACUUUGACCAACUUCAUUUCUUUCUUGGUUGGGGUCAUCACUCCUUUUCCUUCUGUUCAGAUCUUCUGCAUUUACACUGCUAUAGCUGUGCUAUUCACAUAUAUCUGGCACAUCACCUUCUUUGGAAGCUGUUUGGCUGUUAGUGGAUAUGCUGAGAAACGUAACCUCCACGGAAUGGUUUGCAUUCCUACUACACCAAAAUCUUUAGCCAAAAACAGAGGGUUUUGGUUUCGAAUUUGCUGCACUGGUGGUAUCAAUGAGGAAGAUCCAGAAAACGUAGACGACAACUCUGAUAAUGCUUUGAUGUCCUUUUUUCGUGACGAAGUUGGUGGUCUUUUGACUAGAUUUCCUGUUAAAUUUAUAAUAAUUUUCAUCUUUAUGGGAUAUCUUGCUGUAGGAUUGUGGGGCUGCACUAUGGUUAGAGAAGGGUUAGAGCGGCAUAAACUGUCCCGCUUUGAUUCUUACUCAGUCUCAUUUUAUGCGCUAGAUGACAAAUAUUUCCGUAAGUACCCCUAUCGUAUCCAAAUAGUUGUCGAAGGAGAGAUCGACUAUUCCAAUGCUAAAAUGCAAGAAAUAAUAGAAAGUAUGUUAAAGGCUUUUGAAGAUUCUGAUUACAUAUCCAAUUUUUCUUUAACAGAAUCUUGGUUACGGGCUUAUUUGUCGUUUCAAAAUGAUGGAAGAACAAGUGGUUUAUUAUCAGGUCUAAACAUGAGCAAUCCUAGAGAUUUUAUAAUAGGACUAAAAGAUAUUUUCCCAAGGUUACCUUUGACAAAACGCUUCAAACAGGAUAUCGUCUACAAUAAACUAGGAACGGCUAUUAUAGCUUCAAGAUUUCUGGUUCAAUCUGAGAACAUUCUUGAUGCCAAUCAAGAAAAAAAUAUGCUAAUUAAACUGCGUGAAAUUGCAGACAGUUAUCCAUUCAAGGUGACCGUGUUUAACCAGUAUUUCCUUUUCUGGGACCAGUUUAUAUUGGUGCGAGAAACAUCUAUUCAGGCAAUCAGUGUAGCAGCUGCUGUUAUGAUGGUCAUCUCCCUUUUUUUUAUACCAAGCAUCAGCUGUGCUGUGUGGGUAGCCUUUUCAAUUAUCUCGAUAGAAAUUGGAGUAAUUGGGUACAUGACACUUUGGGAUGUAAAUCUCGAUUCAAUAUCAAUGAUUAAUCUUAUCAUGUGUAUUGGGUUUUCAGUAGAUUUUUCUGCUCACAUUUCUUAUUCAUACAUAUCUGUAAAGAAUGAAUCGCCAAAUGAUCGUAUUCGGACAGCUCUAUACUCACUGGGGACUCCAAUUCUACAAGGGAGUAUAUCAACAAUUCUUGGUAUAUUGUCUCUUGCUUUUGCACCCUCGUAUAUUUUUAAAACCUUCUUUAAGACGAUGUUCUUAGUCAUAUUGUUUGGUGCAUUGCAUGGGCUUUUGCUUUUACCGGUAUUAUUAUCGCUCUCAGAAUAUUGUUGUUCUAAAACAAAACACAAAGAUACGGUCGCAAGUAAAAUUAGCAACCCUUUCUUCAUUAAUCCAAAUGACAAGGUUUCAAUCGUGGGUUCAGUUGGAAAAGGUUCAAAACCCCUAACUAACAGGUUGUCUUCAAAUGAUUCAAUUGUUUACAGAGAUCUAGAAGAAGAAAGAGUGGCUACUUGGAGAUGUAGUAAUAAUGAUUUAAAGCGACAAGAAAAUAUCGUUUUGUCUACUGAGAAAGACCCGGAGUUUGACACAAAUGUAGAAAAAAGCAGACGGAAAAGCUUACCACCUGGUGAACAGUCUAGUUCAGUCCAUUACUCUGUCAAUGAGGAGUAUGACAACGUCGCAUUUGAAACUGACGAUAAAAUAGAAUAUUUGGCUGCUCCAAAAACUGUAUUUCAACUUUCUGACAAGGGUUUCGAAAGACAUAAGAUAUAUUCAGGAGAUGAUUCAAAAUCUACAGAGGGAAAAAACCGGCAGUCAGCAAACACAAAAAUGUCAAAUAAAGAAGAAAACUUAGAGCUACCAAAUACUUUCAAUGUUAAUAGCGAGCAUGCAAAUGAACUUCAAAGACCUAACUUAUGAAAACAUCUGAAUGAACCGCAGUUUUAUAUAAAUACUUUUAAAAUAUGUAUGGUUAAAUAUCAGCUUUAAAAAAUUAUUUUUAAGAAGUUAAAUUAUUCUUAAUUUUUAUAAUUAUUGUCAAACCUAAAAUUUUAAGAUAAAUUUUUAUUUAAAUUGGCGAAGGUGUUUACAGAAUUAAUUUAUCUGUAUAAUGGCUGCUUUAAAAUCAAGAAGGCACUGCGUCUGAUAUUGGUUGGUGUACUUUGCUCAAGUACGAAGAUUGGAAUGUUAACAGAAAAAUAAAUAUUUUCUAUGUUUUUCACCUUAAUUUUAUCUUUUACCUAACUUAUUAAUUCUUAAGUUUGAAAAUGGUUAGUGUUAAAGUAUAUUUGUUAUACUUUCUCAAAAUAAUGAAAAGUAUAUUUGUUAUAUUUUCUCAAAAUAAUGAAAAGUAUAUAUUGAUUUUCGAUAACUUUAACGCAUAUAUUACGCACCUGCUAACACUUAUAUUUCUUGCUAAUCGUGUUACAACUGUAAGUAAUUUGUUCUAUAUAUAACUCAGUGUGUCUUUAAAUGUCUCCAAUCUAUAGUUUCAAUGUUCUCUGUAGUUGUGAAACGAAAACAAAGUUGCAUAUAAAUACUACACUGUAUUUUUGCUUAGUUGAUAAAAUACCCGGAACUUGUAAGCAGUUGUAAAAUUUUGAGUCAAAAGUAAUUAUAAUAAUUCGUUAUGUUUAUCAAAUAUUAGAUUUAAAAGUCAUUUAUACAUAUAUGAUCGCUAUCAUAAGAACCGUUUUUUCUCAAAAAUAUAAAUUUUGAAAUUGUUUUUAAGUUCAUUGAAAACCAUUUACCUUGUUAUUUAUCGGAAGAAUGGGUGAUUAUAAAAUUUAAGAACUCUAUCUUGAUCAUUUUGAAAUAUUCGUAAUUUCAAAAUAACCUUUUUAAUUUGGAAAUAAAAAACUUA